Molecule: messenger RNA, 1957 nt
Organism: Spirometra erinaceieuropaei
Lineage: Eukaryota; Metazoa; Platyhelminthes; Cestoda; Diphyllobothriidea; Diphyllobothriidae
Source: the annotation of a GenBank genome assembly
AUGAAGAAGCGGGCCGAUCUUCAAGAGAAGCUCCAAGCUCUCCUCCGUCCUAUCAAUGACAGUAACAUAUCGACGAGAGUUGUCAACCUUUCGAAAAGGAUUCUCACACCCGCCGAAUCAAGCCUAUUUUCUAAAGGAAUACGGUUCAGUCAUGUCGAUGCUGCGCCUACAAACUUCUUAGCGAACCUUCAAUCCCUCCUGCUUACCUCAUCCAUCCCUGAAGACAUGCGUGCGGACAUACGCAACUGUGCGACCGGCCUCCUCCGGAAAAGAAGACACCAGCAAACCUUGCCGAUGGAAGAGGAGAAGGGAUUACGAUCCCUGAGGUCAGACGAUAGUAUCGUUGUUGUAUCUGCUGACAAAGGUGGUGCUACUGUCAUUAUGGACAAGACUGACUAUGUCAAUAAGGCCAACCAGGCCUUUAAUGACAGAGAGGCCUAUACCCCAAUUGCUGAGGAUCCGACGAAAAAGCAGGCCGCAUCUAUAAAGAAGAAGGUGAACGAGCUCACUCGUAAAAAGCUCAUAAACCCCGCGGACUCCAAAUUUCUGACUCCCAACGACACCCGUAUCGCACGUGCACAAAGCAGGUGCCCCGUUAAGGAUCAUUGUGCCGCUCAUUGGAUCGCCGACAUAUAACCUUGCCAAGUGGCUGUACAAGCACCUAAAGCACCUCACGAAUGGAUGGCAGUACAGCAUCAACAACUCUCAUGCUUUCCUUCAGAGGAUCAAAGGCCUUAAUGUAAGCCCUGAUGAAUGCAUUUUAUCGUUUGAUGUAGUUGCUCUAUUUUCCUCAAUACCGCAUAACUUGGCCAUUGAGAGCGUAGCUCGACGCCUAGAGGAAACUCCGAUUGGCAUUCCAACAGAGCACGUUUUAGACAUGCUUGGGCUUUGUCUUAAGAACUAUUGUCAAUUCGAUGGCAAGUAUUACCAGCAGGUCAAGGGCACCCCCAUGGGUUCACCGAUAUCGGGCCUACUCGCCGAACUAGUCUUACAAAGACUAGAAGAAGUUGUUAUUCAAGCCAUCAGACAAAAAAUGUGGCUCCGCUACGUAGAUGAUACCUUCGUAGUCAUAAAAAACUGCGAAGUUGAACGACUGCACCAGAGUCUUAACGGUGUUUUCUCCGCCAUACAAUUCACACGCGAAGAAGCAACAGGGGACAUCCUCCCUUUUCUUGACGUCAGUGUACAAAGACUGACUGAUGGCAAUCUCGCAACCAGCGUCCACAGAAAAGACUCCAGCGCCGAAAUCAUCCUCAACUACGGGAGUAAUCAUCCUGCGGCCCACAAAAAAAGCUGCGUCCGAACUCUUUUUCACCGAGCCUUUCGGUACUGUAGCAGCCAGUAUCUACUUAAGAGAGAGCUAGCCUACUUAUACCAAUUAUUCCGAUCUAACGGAUAUCCGAUUAGCUUCGUGAAAAACUGUCUCAGACGUCAGAGGCAACCACAAGAUCAGAGUCCAAGUGGAGAAGCGGCACAGAGGAAAUAUUAUUCCCUGCCCUACAUGCGAGGAAUUUCUGAAGUAAUGGCCCGACAACUAAACCGGUUUGGCAUCUGCAUUGCCCACAAGCCGGCGUCCUCCUUACGCGCAGCAUUAUCCCGGGCAAAGGAUCCCAUACCCAAAGAACAACAAAGUAACGUCAUUUACCGCAUCCCAUGCGCUAAUUGCCGUUGCGUUUAUAUUGGUCACACGGGUCGACAACUUGGGACUCGCAUUAAUGAACACAAGUUACCUAUCCGCCGACGCGACCCCUUAUCUCUCGUGUUUGCCCACGCUCUUGAUUGUGACCACCGUUUCAAUUGGGACGGUGCCGAAGUGGUCGCCAUGGCUAACACUAAACAUGCACGGGAAUUCCUCGAAGCUUGGCACUCCGGUGCAGAUAGCAUUAACCGCCAUGUUGACCUUGAUGUCCACUACGAGGGUCUCAAAUCACGGUGGACUGACUGGCGCCCACCUUAA